Messenger RNA from Thunnus maccoyii (southern bluefin tuna), 14342 nucleotides. RefSeq names its product trinucleotide repeat containing 18 (gene tnrc18). The transcript has 29 exons. The record is from RefSeq and is a predicted model, not a curated record. The coding region runs from base 1185 to 10532 and encodes 3115 amino acids. NCBI's taxonomy places the organism in Eukaryota, Metazoa, Chordata, Actinopteri, Scombriformes, Scombridae. Gene Ontology annotation, molecular function: chromatin binding.
GUCACAUCUCAAAAAGCUGCAAAAACAUUUGAAAGUAAAUCACAAUAGUCCUUAAAAGACUGAUAAUAGAGGCCUUGCACACAAUGUUUUUCUCUUUCUUCCAGCAGUGCUGCCUAUAACCACUUUCAAGACAAUGUCUAAUUUCUGUGCUGUGGUAGAUAAAGUAUGUAAAACAUUGGAAAACAUGAAAUUACUGUUCCUCUGUGAUUUAUUUACAAAAUCCAAUAAUCAGACACCAAAUUAUUACAUUUAUGUUGAUAUAAAUCUCAUAUAUCAACACAUAGCAAUUGUUGUUUUGCACAGCGUUGUUUCUUCCAACAUGGAGAAUAAAGGGACAUUCUUAGCAUUCUGUGAAAGGUCUUCACUGUGUACAUACUGAAUUCAAUGAUACAUCUGUUAGUUGGUUCUCAACUUUUACAUUUGAGGCCUGUUUCAAAACCCCCCUGACCUGCUUCUCUGAACUAGCACUGAAAAAGUAAACUUCACUUAUUAUUCAUUGUCAGAACACAAAUUAUAUAAUUGCAAAAACUCUAUAAUACCAAUUAUACUUAUUAUAAAGGCAAUAAUGUAUUUUCUUUUAGAUCCACCUGUCUCAAACUAAUGCUCAAAGGCAAUAAUAUUCACUUUUGAAUCCCCUGUCUGCAUCAUAUACAUAUGACAUCAUUUUGCGAAACGUGUAAAAAAGUUAGCUUAUGUUAACUGUUUGCUAUUCUUUCCUCCUGGCAAGCUAGGGGCUCUAAACUUAGCUUAAUACAUACAGUCACAGAUGUAAUAAUUAAAGGCGUGGAAAGGCAGUCUUCUUUUGAUAUUAUUAGCUUACCUCUAAUCAUUUGUUGGUUUAUUAGACUUGUCACUCGUAAAGUCAAGUCUCCAGAGGCACUCGUGAGUGCGCACCUAAGUAAGUGUGUGUGUGUGUGCACCUUUAAAAUGCAUCCCAGGUGUGUUGUGGCUAUGCAGAAAUGGUUCUGCCUCUUAAAAAAAAAACCAACCCAUUAUUCUGCCCUAGAAAAAAUGCCCCAAAAAGGCAAUUAGAACUGGGGUGACCAAUAGGAUGGCCAGACUUCAGUACACAUUGGCCUCAGCCACUCUUUGCCACCCUUUAAAUCCGCACUUACUGACACUCAACUCUCAGCCUGCAUCAACUGAGCAGCCGCUUCUGUUCAAGAUGCUAGUUUAGCAUUAGCAUGAGCCGCAGACAGCUAAACUGGACAUCCGCCAAACAACAACUCUGUGGAGUUUUCACAACUUUAUGCUUCAGAGUUCAUCAACACAACACAGUCAGCAGAUGGAGGCACGCUGCGACUUUCUUCUUCCUUGGACGUCAGGGAGGUGUGUUUGUUUUACAGGCGGUCACCAAACGCACCUGUAACCUCACGGUAUUAACGAGUGAUGCCUUCCCGACAGGCUCCACUCCCUUCCUGUCAGGUUAUCCAGGCCCCUCCCCCUUGACCUCUGACCCUGCGUACAGAUCGGGCAAUCCCAGCAGUCUGCAGAUGGCGCAGCUCUGGGCUUCACACGCUCAUGAAGGCUACCCUCCUCUACCAAGCAGCCUGUACUCCAGCCCCUACCUGUCCCUGGGGCACCUGGACCCUCCCUCGCUCUCCCAGCAUCCUCUCUACGACUCUCAUAAAGACAGUUUUUACCUGCCGGCCUCUAUGAGCCAGUCACCUCUCCACCCCCCAUCCGCUCCCCCGACCGCCCCGUCCAGCUCCACGCCCCCCCAGAGGACGUCCCGGGACGGGGGCAGGGACAGGCCUUACCGGGGGGAGAGGGAGAGGGAGAGAGAGCGGGACAGAGAGCGGGAGCGGUUGAGAGAGGAGCAGCGGCCGCACAGCGUGGUGGACCUGACGCAGGACGGGAGGGGCGAGGAGGACCGGAGGGCGAGGAGUGGUGACCGGGAACGAGAGAAAGAGAGGGAGCGGGACACGGAAAGAGAAAGCUGGUCCUUCCAUCAUCAUCACCAUCACCACCACCACCACCAGCAGCAGAAGUCACACUCCCACUCCUCCACAGUGGAGCCCAGGUCCAGGCCGUCACCUACACAGUCCUUCCUCCCUCCAGGUGGGGGCGGAGGUGUGGGCAGGUUCCUCGGACCAGAAACAGACAGAGGGGGUCGGGAGGAAGAGGGCGGCUCUCGACCCCACCAUAACUCUAACGCUAACUCAAACAACUCAAACUCUCACUCAGACAGACAAAGGAGGAAUGACUCUGUGGCCACGUCAGCUGGGACGCUCCACGUCUCCUAUGUCCUUCCUCCUGCGCUUCAGCCCUCCAGCGCUGCUCCGCCCCAACCCCCCACACUCAGAGAGUCUAUCAGAGAGCAGCGAGUCAGCGCACCUACAUAUGUGCCUUCUGUAGAGGUUUACGACGAGCGGGCCGGGCCCAUACAGAUCGCCUCGCAGGCCCGCGACAACAAACACAGAGACAGAGAGCGUGAACGGGACAGAGAGCGUGAACGGGACAGAGAGCGUGAACGAGACAGAGAGCGCGAACGAGACAGAGAGCGCGAACGGGAGCGCGACAGAGACAGGGAACGGGAGAGAGACAGGGAGAGGGAGAGCUACAGGAGCCUGAUGGAACAUCCUCGGCUCUCCCAGUCUGGCGAUUCAAGCAAUCAAAGAGAGGAAGGUUCUGUAAUUUGUUCCAAUGGUUCCAUUGGUAAACGAGGUCAGGAUACAUCUUACUCAUCCAGUCAAUCACGGUUCAGUCCAGACGCCAGGGACAUGUCUAAACACUCAAUCCGAUUGGGCGUAGAGCGGCCUGGGGCGGAACCUAAGUGGAGCACCAUCAGCCCGUUGGCCAACUAUGCCACAAGUCACAUGGCUGCCCUCGCAGCACAACACGGACACACACUUUCCUCCCCCCACAGCCAGCCGACACACGCACAAAUGUCCCACUCCCCUCACACAGCCCACCGGCCCAACAACAACCCUCACUCCCACAGCCAUUCCCCCCAAACACACCCCUCCCAACACGGACACGGGCGUGCAGGUGAGGAGGGGAGUCAGAGACGCUAUCUGGACCCAUCGGCGCUUUACCGACCUGGGGGGUCACUGGUUGGAGGGUCCAGUGGCGGGGAGCGAGGCGGGGGGUCCAGCUCGGAUCCCACAGAGGUUUCAGCCAUGCAGAGUCUGAUCAAAUACAGCGGAAACUUUGCCGCUGAAGGUCCUGGGUCCUCCAGGCACGCCGCAGACACCCGAGGGCCCUUCGGGGGUCUGGGUAGCAUCAGAAUGGAUGCUGAAGCGGAGAGGGAGAGAGAAAAGGAAAGAGAGCGGGAGAGAGAAAGAGAGAGGGAGAGAGACAGGGAAAGGGUAGCGGUUGGGUCAGGUGGCUCCGGGGCGUUGAGGGUGCCCCCCCAGCUCAAGAGAGAACAGGAGCGGCCGGACAGCGCCCGCUCGUUUGGUCGGGAGGGGGAGGGCGAGGUGCGCCACCCUCCGGUUGGCAUCGCUGUAGCUGUGGCCAGACAGAGAGACAGCAGCAGCACCAGUAAACAGAGCAGUGGACCCUCAGACACACAGAGACCCCUGCUGCAAACUGCUAUUAAAGAUGAGGAGCGAGGGGAGGAUCGUGCUCGCCAUCAUGAAGACAGACUGCUGGCCGGCCGGCUCGAACGUGAGCAAGAGAAAGUGCUCAGAGAGUCCAAGGAGCUGGCAGAGUUUACCCAGAUGCACCCUGCCCCGCUCUCUAGUGGCCUGACACCCAGUAUGAUGACACCCAGCCUCAUGACCCCCAACCUUAUGGUGACAGGAGGGGCUGCCCUGGCAGGGGCGGGUCGCUGGCCUCCUGACCCCUCAACUCUGACCUCUCACCCCUGGAUGCCCCGGCCUGGAGCCCCCCCAGUCUGGCUCUCCAGCUCACCAUACAGCCUGGGUCCAUCCUCAAUGCACCAGACCCUCCCCCCAGGCUACCCACCCUCUCUGCCAGGUUCCAUACCCCCUCCCUACCAGUUUGCCAGGGACCCACAGUCUGGACAGCUAAUAGUCAUCCCUACUGAACACCUGCCUCACUACGGAGGCGACGUGCUGGAGCGCGGAGCCCCGGUGUGGUCGGGGGUGUACGGUACAGGCAGCCCGCUACAGCACGCAGCCCAGCUCCAGCUCCUCUCACAGCAACAGAUGCUCCGGCAACAGGAGCUGCUCAUGAUCCAGCAGCACACAGCGCAGGUCCUGGAGCUGCAGAGGAACGCACAGCUAGUAGAGCGUUUAAAGGCCAGCGAGCACCGGCCGGAGAUAGAAGACAAAGCAGACAAGCGGAACGCCGACCCCAAACCCCGCCCCUCCUCCAUAUCUUCCCCGUCUCCCUCGCCCGUCCUACAUCCCCGCAAGCCUCCCCCUCCCUCUCGCUCGCCGACCCCCUCUACGUCUUCCCUGACCCCGCUGCCUCCGCUCCCCUCGCCUGUGACUACCCUCAAGUCAGAGGAAGGGGCGCAGAGAGUGUUGUCUCACCCGCCGACACCCCUGCCUCACCCGCCUUCACCCCGCUCAGCCUCGCCGCCCCCGUCCUCGCCACGGCGGCCUAAACAGGAGGCGGCCGAGGAGGGGGAGGUGGGGAGGAGGGAGCAGAGAGAGGGACAGAAGCCGGCCUCUGCACCUUUUCAAGGCCUCUACUCUGAUCUCCCUCCAGGUUACCCUUACCAGUCCAUCACUGCCCCAUUCGGCUCACCUUUCCCCCCAUAUCACAUCCCAACGCCCACAGCAGCAAACACUGAAGUUGUCCCACCCCAUCGGUCCCGCUCUCCGGCCUCAGCCGCCCCUUUACCCUCAGCCCACCACCAUAUAAGGCUGUUGGACGCGGACAUCAAGCCACAGAAACUAGAGCCGUCAAAGGCGGGGCCUUUCCUCAAACAGGAACCAGGCGUGGAACAGCAUCAGCUAGACAUGACGCCAGAACCUUUGGGUCCUCUUCGUCGGAGCCGCAGCCCCGUCCGAGCCAGCCAGGACAGAGAAGGAGACGGGGAAGUCCUGAAACCUCAGCCACUACCUCUGCUCGUCCCCAGUCCUCCACCGCAACAAAGCAAGAGACUGGAAGAAGUCAGAGAGGAAGAGAAGGAAGGAGGGCAAAUCAAAGUGGAAGUGUCAUCUUACUCAUGUCAGGCAGCAUAUCCUCUGCCUCCUCCACUCGCAGGAGCCGAGCCUAAAGCAGAGGUCAUCAAGGAACCAGACCGAACACGCUAUCCAUCAUCCAUCGCUAUAGAUUCAGACAACCAGGAAUCAGCACAGAUGUGUGGGUCACUCGAGCAAACCACCAGCGCCGUGUGCGAACCACAACAGCCAGACACUCCAAUAAGCUCACACACUCCCAAUCAGAAAGAAACUGUCACUGAAACUCCCGUCUAUCCUCCCGCCUCCAACUCUCCGCUCCCACUGCUCAUUGGUCCUGAGGAUCCCAUGGCAGGGAUGCUUGCCCUACUGACAGCCAGUGAAAUGGCUCAGGCCAGCCCCCGCACCCCACCUGCCCCAACACUCAUACUGCAAACCGAAGAACCUCCUGUGGGCGCAGACUGCUGCAGCGCUGGUCCUUUGGAGAUGGUGGCGCUGGAGGGGAUGGCCCUGCUCAGCCAAAUGGCCCAGCGAGAGAUAGAGAGCAUCAGCCUGGAGCAAGAUUUGGCAUUAGAGGGUCUGGAUUGUCUCCUUGAAGCAAGCAGACAAAUUCUGUUAGAGGCCAUAGAGAAACAGUCCCACAUUGAUCUGCCCAGAACGCUGGACCCCAACAAGAAGUACAGCUGGAGGCAGAGGAAGGAGGAACCGCUGUACAGUAAAAUGUCUAUGGAUGUGUUGGACGCAGUGGAAGUGGAAUACCGUGUUCGCCUGGCUGAGCUGCAGAAGACAUAUAAGGAGAAGCAGAGAGAGAUGAGCAAGCUGCAGAGACGCAGAGACAAGCGUGAGCGGCAGCAGCAGGAGGACGAGAGGCGGAGUCUGACCCGACGGGGUAGAGGACGACCCAGGAAGAGGAAACACUUGGCUACACCUCCCAAACUGGACAGCAGGCCUGGAAAGGUGGGUAGGACGGUGCAAUACUCUGAGGAUUCUGAAGCCGGCGAAGGGCAGAGGAAGAGGUUUCGGGUGUCCAGAGAAGAAGAGGAGACAGAAGCAGGAAGUGGAGGAGUGAAGAUGAAAAAGAAGAAAAAGAAGAAGAAGAGCUGGAAUGACCAGGAGCCAUCCACCAGUCACGCUCUGGAGGUGUUGAAGACGAAGCGCGGCCAUAUGUGCGAGCAGGAGCAGCUGGCGUCGGACCUCGACAGAGCGCUUUCGCUCUCGCAGCUCGGCUCGCUCAGCGCGUCUCGCAAACUCGCCUCCAACUCAAAGGUAGACCGGCCGAAGGGCAAGUCCGUGGAGAGUCGGAUGAAGGAGCGAGGCGUCCACUCGUCCGCCAAAGGUGGGAAACACAAGAUGGCUGCCAAGGCUUCCGCUUCAGAGACCGUCCGGAAGGUGAAAGGUCAGAAGAAGACUGCUUUGUUCUCUCCCAUGAGAUCAGAGCUCAGCAGCUGCUCCAACAACUCCGAUUCAGAGGAGCACAAUUCUGCUCGAGGGGGCUGGCCCCCUCUCUCAGGGACGCGUUCCCACGGCAACCUGGCCAGGAAGAGGCGGUCCGCAUCAUCGCCAACAUCCCUGCUAUCCAGUCAGAAGUCUCAGAAGAAGAAACACAAGCACUUAUCCCUUCUGCUGGAGGAAGCGGGCCUCAGCUCCUCUGACGACUCAUUCGACCAAGAAACCUCUGAGGACGAGGAUGACGACGAAGACAACGAGGAGGAGUCAGAUUCGGACGACGGUGGCUGCGAGGAGAGCGGACUGGGUCUGCUGGCCAGGUUUGCGGCGAGCGCGCUCCCUGUCAGCUCUGCACCUUUGAGCCUCCUCCAUGAUGGCAAACACCGCAGCAGGCAAAGCACUCUGGGUUCGUCAGAGUGCGAGUGGUCAGACUCCGGCUCGGACUUGCGGCUGAGAAAGUUCCCCUCUCUUCUGCACGGCAAACGCUCUGCCCCAGAGCUGCCCCUGUUGCCCCCGGCAACCCGCCGCAUCGACCAGACCAGCCCCACCAAGCGAGAUGAAACGCUGCCAGUCAAACAAAAGCCUCUGGCCAAACCGCGCCCCUCGCCCCGGUCGCCGCGGAGAUUCAGCUUCGACCUUGCCAGCAGCUCCGGGUUCGGGGGCUUCAGCGAGGAUGAGGGCUGGAACCGACGACGCAGCGAGAGGAUAUUCCUCCACGACGCCACCACCUCAGCCAGUCAGAUGCCUGUGUCAACCUCUGCUUCCACCAGUCAGAGCUCCUCUUCCUCCAGCUCAGCCCCACCUCUCACCCCGAAGCCCACCUCCAGACCGAAACCCACUCCGCCCAGCAGAGAGGGGAAAGAUGUGGUGAAAAAAAAGAAGCUGAAGGACUCUCCUCUGCCUGUGAGCCCGUCCACUCUGUGCAGUCCAAUCACAGACAGCCCCGUGUCUCUGAGCCUCAGCCCGGCACGCAAGAGCCAACCAAAAGCCAAGACCAAGGCCAGAGAGCCUUCCAGGGGAGCAGUGAGCCGGCUGAUGGAGAGCAUGGCGGCAGAUGAAGACUUCGAGCCCAACCAGGACAGCAGCUUCAGUGAAGACGAGCUCCUCCCACCGCGCAGCAACAGCGUGUCAGAGAGAUCCUCGACACCCGCGCCAGUGCAGUGUGUGCUGGAUAAGGAUUCUCUGGUGGACGGACUCAGAGUUUUGAUCCCGAUGGACGACCAGCUGCUGUACGCAGGACAUGUGAACACUGUACACUCACCUGACAUAUACAGCGUGGUGGUGGAGGGCGAGAGGGGGAACCGACCACACAUCUACUGCUUGGAACAACUGCUGCAGGAGGCUAUCAUCGAUGUGAAGCCUCCAUCCGUGCGCUAUCUCCCAGAGGGCACCCGCAUCGCUGCCUACUGGAGCCAGCAGUACCGCUGCCUUUACCCUGGCACCGUUGUCAACGGAAGUUCGGAUGUCGACGAGAACGAUGAUCUCAUCACGGUGGAGUUUGACGAUGGCGACACAGGCCGCAUCCCCCUCUCCCACAUCAGACUGCUGCCGCCAGACUACAAGAUCCACUGCGCUGAGCCGUCCCCUGCACUGCUCGUAGCCAGCUGCUCCAGGAGGAGAGUCCGCAAAUGCAGCAAAGAGGGCAAAGAGGCAGGACCGAAGCCGGACGAAACUCCAAAGAUCAAAGGAAAACCUGGUCGCAAACCCAAACCCAAACCAGAGACCUCCACGAAUCCAGAUGGCCGAGACAAAGCUGAACCUCCAUCUUCUUCCACCCAGCCAGCAGAGAGACCACAGGCUACAACCAAGCCUGUCCAGGACAGGACCUCCUCUGUCCAGAAAGCAGCUCAAGAUAAGCCCCGGCCUGCAUCCCGGCCAACAAUGGGAACCCAGGCAAAACCAGGCCGCAAGAGCUCCACCACGUCCCCCGCAAGUAGCCCCACCCUCCCCAACCCAGUGCCCAGGAAGAGCAGCUCAGUCUCUCAGACUUCUACUGCGAAACCAGCCCGUACUCUCGCUCCUUCCCUCUACCCCUCCACCUAUGGAAAGGUCCUGACUGUGGAUCUGUACAGCGAGCCCAACCUCAGUUCAUACAACAGCCAGCGCAGAGAAAGAGAGAAUAACUGCAACGUAAGUCCCACCACCAACAGACCGAUGUCCAGGCCCAGUAUGGCAUCAUCUACUGCAUCAAAGCCCAGUGCUUCAUCUACACCUAGACCCUCUUCUGCUUCCACACCCAAAACCAAAUCCUCCUCGGAACAUCACAGCAGCUCCAGACCCAGCCUCAGCUCUGGACUCAUACCCAGCCCCAUCUCCAGGCUGUCAACAAGCAAAUCCAGCUCUUCGCUGACUCCCAGACCGUCAUCAUCAUCCUCACUGUCAUCAUCAUCUGCCCCCAGGCCUAAGCUGAAGAUGCCGUCCGACCAGCUGUCCUCCAGAUCCAGCUCCAGCUCCAUCUCCAGGCCCAAGCCCAGUUCGGGGCAGAGUGAUAUUGGCUCUGUGGUGCGACGGAAGCCCCCAUCCGCAGAGCCCCUCGUGAAGCUUGACCAUGAAGGCGUGACGUCUCCCAAGACCAAGAAGACCAAGGCUCUGAUGUUGCUGGAGGGUCGGGGAGUCCGACGAGAUCACACCCCCAUCGCCACAGCCACGGCCACAGCCAAUCAGAAACUGCUAAAAGCUAAGCUGAGAGCUCCAGACAGAGAGAGUGGUGUGCCAGAGAAAGACUCCAGCUACAAAGCAGCGAUGUCGGCUAAAGAGAAGGCAGAAAGUCGUGGAAGUGGUGGUAGAGGACAGGAGAUGGACACAAGAGAGGAGAAGGGUAAAAAAGAGGAGAGAAAGGAGGUGGAGAAGAGAGAGGAGAGAAAGAUGAAAGAGGAAUCUCAGAGUAGCAGCAGCUCAGAGUCGGAGGAAGAAGCGGAGAAAGGGAAGAUGAAGCAAAAGAAGAAAUGCACCUCCAGCUGCUCUUCCUCUUCUUCAUCCUGCUCCGGUUCUUCCUCAUCUUCUUCAUCGUCGUCGUCUUCAUCGUCCUCUUCCUCUACUGAUGACUCGUCCUGCAGCUCAGAUGAAGAGAGGACCCCUACUCCUCCACCAGGCCCCGUCUCCCCACCUCCAGCACAAGACAAGCCAAAAGAAGAGACGAAAGAAGAUGACGAUGAUGAGGAUGAAGAAGAAGAAGAAGAGGAGGUGAAGAAGGAGGUGGAGGUAAAAGUGGAGGAAGAAGAAGAGCCGUCUCCUCUCUCUCGAUCUCCCUCCCCCUCAACAUCUCCGACUCCUGCUGCUCCUGCUCCGGCUAAACCUGCUAAACCAGCCACCGGAAAAGGCUCCGGGCAAAGGGGCCGUCCUCCAAAACCGAAGCCCAGCGGAGGAGAGGGGAAGGUGGGGAGACCGAAGCGGAGAGAAGGGGUACACCUCCCCACAACCAAGGAGCUGGCCAAACGCCAGAGGCUUCCCAGUGUGGAGAACAGGCCCAAAAUUUCUGCUUUCCUCCCAGCCAGACAGCUCUGGAAGUGGUUUGGGAAACCCACUCAGAGACGUGGUAUGAAGGGCAAGGCUAAGAAGCUCUUCUAUAAAGCUAUUGUGCGUGGCCGAGAGAUGAUCCGCAUCGGUGACUGUGCUGUCUUCCUGUCCGCCGGGCGGCCAAACCUACCCUUUAUUGGCCGCAUCCAGAGCAUGUGGGAGUCCUGGGGCAGCAACAUGGUGGUCAGGGUCAACUGGUUCUAUCAUCCAGAGGAGACAAAUCCUGGCAAGAAACUCACUGACAAGAAGAACUGGGAUCAGAUGUGCGGUCAGUCUUUACCAGCAGCUCUGCACUCUUCUAUUCAGAGGAAAGACUUCAUGGAGCGCGCCCUGUACCAGUCGUCUCACAGCGACGAGAACGACGUGCAGACGGUCAGUCACAAGUGCCUGGUGGUGAGCGUGGAGGAGUACGAGCAGAUGACCCACACGCGCCGCUACGCCGACAGCGAAGAUCUCUACUACCUGGCCGGCACCUACGAACCCACCACCGGCAUGAUCUUCAACACCGACGGAGUCCCAGUCAUCUGCUGAACAAAACCAGAACCCCGGCUACGAGUCUCUGAAACCAAAUCGCGACACGACACAACAACUUCGGACCACGCUAGGACUCAAAACCCGACCCGUGGUCUCCCCAAGUCUAAUCACUGCUCUUCACUCAUGAUGGAUCUUUCACCGCCGUGACUCUAACAGCAUGAUACACUUCAAACAGACUGUCAUGAACAGCUACUACUACAGAGACAGGAGACACUACAGACAGUAUUAAAAGGAACCUGAACGUCUCCUGUAACAUUUGCACACACAGACUCCAUCAACAUAUACUGUUCUGCUUGUGUUCAUGGGAAAGAUUCAGAACACACAUGAGCACUUCAGUCUCCUUUUUUCCAUGGAAAUAUACCCUGCAUAAACACGUGUACACCCACACCUGCACAGACACAUGUAAUGUAAAUACUCACCCCCAUGUAAUACACACACACACACACACACACAGUUAUAUAGAGGAAAAUAUGAGUGUUUUAUUUUCAUGUAAUAGAUUUAUGUCAGAGUACUUUUUUCUAAAGAGGUAAACCGUCGAGAAGCUUUAAUGAACUGUGAAUGAUGAUACAGGAGAGACGCCGGUGUCUGUCCGUCAAACAGACGCACACACGCCAGGUGAUGUGAUGUUGUGAUUAUGAUGUUGCCGUGGUGAUGUUACAGUCAUGUUACAGUCAUAUAGAACAUGUUACAGACAUAUAAAUGUAUCUACAGAACAGCAGGAGCGACAGACGCAGAGAGAAAGAGAGAGAGAGAGAGAGGUAGAGACUCCUUCCAUUGCUGUCCAACAGAGAGCACUUAAAAAAAAACAAAAACACUUAAAGUCUAUACUCCUUUAAUUUAACCCCCUCAAUUCCCCUUGACAAUCCUAACCUCGGGCAGGCAGCCUGUCCGUGUGCUACUAAAACUUCUGACUCCCUCAGAGACUCAGGCUAAAGAGAGAGGAAGGAAUCUUGUACUAUUAAAAGCACUUCCCAUUUUCAUCUUUGAGUUCCUUCUCUUAAAGGAAAAAUCCACCCUAACAACACUUAAACACUAUGAUGUAAAAAAGAAGAUGCUGUUGAUGCAUCUUGCGUUUUGUUGUUUGUCUGUUUUGCUACAACUAUACAGGGAGAAAUAGAUCCUGGCAGAAGCCUCGAUACGAGAUACGUUGUCUGGAGGGUGUUGAGAGGUAUUCUGGGUAACGUAGGACAGUUUUUGUAAGAAGAAAUGAUAACAGAGUAAAGUCAACACUUUAUCACAAACUAACUCCUGGAAUGUACUGACAAACACAAGCUGAUGUAUUAACAGUGAGGGUGGAUUUUUCCUUUUUUUUAAAAAAAAAAGGUGUUUUCACGGUUGUAAACGCUGCAGUCAGUCCAAGACGCAUCAAGGUCAUGGCACUGAUGCACAGUAUGAAUCUGCCAGCACUGAUUAGAUCAGUAUCAUUCAAUUUUAACAGUCCUUUUCCACAGUUUGGCUGCAGUGUUUGCAACCUCUAUGUGUCCUGUGUUAGAUGUUUUUUUUUUUUUUUUUCUUUUGCUUCUGCUGUUUUAUGGAUGUUAUCCCCCCUUUGAUCACAUUUCUACCCUCCAAGCAAUCAGUUGUAUUUCUGACAUGAGUGCACUUUGAAUGAGCUCCGCUGCAGAGGAGACUCUGCGACUGGGAGGUCUUGUAUGUCUUCCUUAGAGUAUUUACUAAAAACCCCCUUCCUCCCACCGCUUUCGCUGCCUCUCCUCUGCAUGCCAGCGAUGCCCUUCGCCCCCUUUAGACACAGAUAUAAACGAACACAUGGACCACGUCCCUUUCACAUGUUCUGCUUUUCGGCUUUCUUUUAGCUGCUUAUGAAUAAUUUCUAUGUGCCUAGUUUGACCGUUUUUAGGGUGAGACUGUUGAAUGUUGUGCUCAGGGUUGUGAGCGUUUGGGCGGCCUUACUCUCCCAGGCCUUAUGAUGAUGAUUCGCCAAAUCUCUCUUAGGUCCCGCCCUCCUCCUACUCCCACCAUUAUAAAGGCGCCGAGGAGGAAUCUGAUUGGUAUUCUCCCCAGUCUGCUGACGUAGGGAAACACCUAUCUUCUUUGUGAUUUGUAGUUAAAACAAGCCCCCGUAUAUUGUGUAUAGUGCGUGUAUCAGAUAUAUCAGCAUCUAGAUGCAGUAUAUACUGUAUGUAGUAUACUGUAUAUACCUGUGAUUAUCAUGUUGAUUUUCUUGUAUGUUUCUUACCAUGUUGCCCUCUCUCUGCCUUGCUGCAGAGAUUGCAGAUUGUCUUGUUGAUAUUCAAUAGGUUUAAUAUUUUCUACUCUCUCGAGAUCUUUUGGUUUUGUCAGAUUUUUUUAUUAUUUCUACUCACUCUGAGGUGGCUGAGUGACAUCUGGAGGACAACCCGAGAUGUUAAUGUCACGUUUUCCCGAUAAAUGACAAAAAAAAAGCAUCAGUGUAGUAGUUAAGCUUGAUAAUGUGCUGCUAGUCUGUUAAUAUUGAAAGCCCGUUUAAAGAGGUUUGACCAGGUACAGAGUCACUAUGUGUACUGUUGUCUGAGAUUUUUUUUUUGUGUAGAUUUCAACCUGAAUGAAUCGAUCGAUCAAUUGAUGCCAGAGAAUUUUAUCUUUUAAAGCCCCCGCCUGCCCCUCAAGCUGCUGCUCUUAGGUCGGCUCCCUCGGGCUGACACCCGACAGACGAUCCCUCCCGUAAACUCACUUUCCUGCAGACAAAAGUUCAAAAGUUUUGACUGACAGCCAGACUGACAGCCAGCCAAAAUGGAUCCCCGGUGUAAUGGAUACACAGGUCGUACAGGUGUUUGCAGAGUGAACAAGUUAAAGUGCCCGUUAUGAAUGUUUGUUUACCCCUGGAGCUGCUAAAGCACUUUUUUUCUGUGUGUGUGUGUGUGUGUGAGAGCGUGUGUGUGUGUGUGUGUGAGUGUGAGAGAGAGACAGACUGAUAAGACAUCACACUCUUAUCCCUUGGUAUUACCACAUACACACACACACACACUCUUACACACCUUUGGUAACCCUUGAAGGUGUGUGUUAUUGCCUUCCAAUCUCUAUUUGCCCCCCUAUCUCCAUCCAAAGCCCAGCCUUAGGCCUUCUUACAGGGUCCAACACACACACACAUACACACACACACACACACACACACACACUUAUUCCCCGUUUUGCCUUCAUUUUCUUUUGGUGUCAUGUGUUUUAAGAACCUGGCUUUAUGUUCCUUUUAUCACCAUUUAUGUGUUUUUAAUUUUGUUUUUGCUGUGAUUUUUUUUUUUAAUAUACAUCUCUGUAUUUUUUUUUUUCUUUUGCAUGUUUCUGUCAUUUUUUUUUCCCCUUGCUUCCCCUCUCUGAACAAUCGUCCACGCCUCUUAAGCAAUACUGCUGAAAGGCACUGGGAGCUAGCUGCUAGAGAGAGAGAGAGGAAUGGGAGAGAGAGCAAAAGAGAGAAUGAGAGAGAGAGAGAGAGAGGUGGACUGGAGGCUGGUUCUUCGUCUGCUGUUCCUUCAGUAUCGUUAUCGUCCUGUUACAGACACACACACAAAAAAAAGAUUAUUUUGAAAAUAAAUAGAAAAAUCAUCUAAGUUUUGUAAAUGAUCCUUCACAGUCGAGGGGAGAAAAAGCUAUCAGAAUAUACUUUGUACACAUGUCUAAUCUUGUAAAAAAUGCAAAAGAAUACAUUUUAGAGAUAAAUCUGAAACCAGAUAUAUUCUGUCGCUCUAUACUGUAUGUGUAAGGUUUUUUUUUCUUUUUUUUUUUACAGACAGCAACCACGUUUAUCAGUGUUUCUUUCAAAUUGUUUUAGUAACUCAAUAUUUUAUAGUUAAUCAAUAAACAGAUGGAACUGUA